Messenger RNA from Emericellopsis cladophorae, 786 nucleotides. RefSeq lists its product as uncharacterized. The record is from RefSeq and is a predicted model, not a curated record. Gene Ontology annotation, cellular component: mitochondrion. NCBI's taxonomy places the organism in Eukaryota, Fungi, Ascomycota, Sordariomycetes, Hypocreales, Bionectriaceae. The transcript has a single exon. The coding region runs from base 1 to 786 and encodes 261 amino acids.
AUGUCUCUCGCACUAAGGAUCGCGCCUCAGCUGCGCGCCAUCAGCCAGGUGGCUGCGACACCCGUGGUGGCACGUACCUUCACCACGAACACCCCCAACACGAGGGAACCCAACGACCCCCAGAACCAGCGGUUCCCCAUUGGCGCCUUCUACCAAGCCAUGCUCGACUAUCCUACGCCCUUUGGCUUCGAGGUCAAGCCCGAGGUCCCUCCCAAGUCCGCCGACCCCGCUGUCCAGCCGGCUGAGGAACCCGCCACCGGCAAGAAGAAGCCCGGCCGCAAGGCCAAGACCGAAAGUACGCCACCUCCUAUCUCCUCCUUUACCCCUGAUACGAGCACUGCUGAGGAAAAGGCCCUGCGGGUGUUCGGUAAACGCUUGGACGGUGAGAAGGACAUUGCCGCGCACAGUGCGAACAAGAGGAACCAGUCGCGAUUAAUAGGGGGCGUGCUGGUGCCGCCAGAGCCCCAGGAGCCGGACAACUGUUGCAUGAGCGGGUGUGUCAACUGCGUGUGGGACCUCUUCCGGGAGGACAUGGAGGAGUACCAGGCGAAGAGAUUGGAGGCGGAGUCCGCGAUGAAGGCGGAGGAUGGAGGGGCAGGCGAUGUGAUUACCACAACAAAAGAGCAACAGCCCAUAGCGGGAAUGAAAGUUGGUGAUACGACCACGAUUGCCAAGGACACGUGGGAAGAUGAUCUGUUCGCGCACGUGCCGGUCGGUAUACGAGAGUUCAUGAAGCAAGAGAAAAUGUUGAAGGAGAAGCACGCAAAGGAACAGCAGGCAAGCUGA